Hipposideros armiger (great roundleaf bat) is the source of this 2906-nucleotide messenger RNA. RefSeq names its product CUGBP Elav-like family member 6 (gene CELF6). The record is from RefSeq and is a predicted model, not a curated record. The transcript has 11 exons. NCBI's taxonomy places the organism in Eukaryota, Metazoa, Chordata, Mammalia, Chiroptera, Hipposideridae. Bases 316 to 1500 code for a protein of 394 amino acids. Gene Ontology annotation, molecular function: RNA binding.
CUGGGUGUGAGUACACAUGUUCCCUACGCAGGAGGUCAAGAGCAAAUGAGGAGCCAGAGCCUUGAACACAGGCAUGUGAAGCCCCUCUGUGCAGAGAGGGUAGGAGGCAGACAAGAAGCAGUGUCUAUGUUUAAAGGAGAGUGGCCUUGAGUUUGUCAACUUAAUGGAGUAUUUCCAGGAAGAGUAUUUGGGGGUUUCAGGAAACCCCCUGAGCCAGCCUCUUCCUCCCCAGGCUGUGCCUUCCUCACCUACUGCGCCCGGGACUCUGCUCUCAAGGCUCAGAGUGCACUGCACGAGCAGAAGACCCUGCCAGGGAUGAAUCGUCCAAUCCAAGUGAAGCCGGCUGCCAGUGAGGGCCGAGGAGAGGACCGAAAGCUGUUUGUGGGGAUGCUGGGGAAGCAGCAGGGUGAGGAGGACGUCAGACGUCUGUUCCAGCCCUUCGGCCAUAUCGAGGAGUGCACUGUCUUGCGGAGCCCGGAUGGCACCAGUAAAGGCUGUGCCUUUGUGAAGUUUGGGAGUCAGGGGGAAGCUCAGGCGGCCAUCCAGAGUCUGCACGGCAGCCGGACCAUGGCGGGCGCCUCGUCCAGCCUCGUGGUCAAGCUGGCGGACACUGACAGGGAGCGCGCGCUGCGGCGGAUGCAGCAGAUGGCGGGCCAGUUGGGUGCCUUCCACCCGGCACCACUGCCGCUCGGCGCCUGCGGAGCCUACACCACGGCGAUCCUGCAGCACCAGGCGGCCCUGCUGGCGGCGGCACAGGGCCCUGGUCUAGGCCCGGUGGCCGCAGUGGCGGCACAAAUGCAGCACGUGGCGGCCUUCAGCCUAGUAGCGGCGCCGCUGCUGCCCGCUGCAGCAGCCAACUCCCCUCCGGGCGGUGGCCCUGGCACGCUUCCCGCUCUCCCGGCGCCCAUCGGGGUCAAUGGAUUUGGCCCCCUGACCCCCCAGACCAACGGGCAGCCGGGCUCCGACACUCUCUACAAUAGCGGGCUCUCCCCUUACCCAGCCCAGAGCCCCGGCGUGGCUGACCCCCUGCAGCAGGCCUACGCUGGGAUGCACCACUACGCAGCAGCCUAUCCGUCGGCCUAUGCCCCAGUGAGCACAGCUUUUCCCCAGCAGCCUUCAGCCCUGCCCCAGCAGCAAAGAGAAGGCCCCGAAGGCUGUAACCUCUUCAUCUAUCACCUGCCUCAGGAGUUUGGUGAUGCAGAACUCAUACAGACAUUCCUGCCCUUUGGAGCCGUUGUCUCUGCCAAAGUCUUUGUGGAUCGAGCCACCAACCAGAGCAAGUGUUUUGAUAACCGAAGAGUGAGAAGAAAGGAAAGGAAAAGCACAGAAGCUCUUGAGCAGCCCUUCUUGAAGGAGCAGCCGCAGCCGGAGGUGGAUUGGACCCAAGGCCGGCGCCUGGGGCUCAGGCCACUUGAAGGAUUGUUUUCAUCAAGUGGGUUGUUCUAUGCCUGUGGUGUAGAGCUCAGUGUGGCAAGGCAGCUGGGGCUGGCUGAGGACUGACUGUCUAGGGGAACCAGCAGGGCCCCUUGGGGGUGCCAAGGGCUUCUCCGCAAGGGAAGCCCAGAUUUACUUCUUUCAAAAUCAUAUCAUUCCUUAGAGUUUAGGGACCAAAGGACUAUUGCUUUUUUAAGAAUAUAUAUAUAUAUAUAUAUAUAAAUUAAAACAAAGAAAAAAACAAACAAAAAAACUCACAAAAGACAGUAUAGCGUCUCAUAAAAGCUGCCUUUAACUAUCGCUAGGAGACAGGGUGAAGGAGACCUUUAAAAGUCCCAGCCUAGGCAGAAGGGGGCUGUGGAAAGAUUGUUCUAUGUCUCAUUCUCUCUUAAACCAUCUCCCCUCCCUGCCUUUUAAAGGUAAUUAAGGACUUGAGGUCUAGGCUCAGAUGCAGGUAACAAGAGAGUUACGGAAGCAGUGAGCCCACGAUCCCCAAAGUCCGAGAGCAUCCCUGAGGAGGCCUCGGGGGGAGCACCUGCCGCUGUGGCCUCUGCCACCUAGACAGGCCCCCCAGCUAGCAGGAGUGGGAACCUACCUUUCCAGCCUUUCCCGUGGAACCACUGCUUCCCCAGGCAGGAAGAAAGAGGGAGUUAAGGCCACCCUAGCCUUUCCCUUCCCCUUCCCGAUAGACAGAGGCCCUGCCUUUGGCUGAGCUGAGACACCUCAUGUGUCCGCCUCACCUUGAGCCAGUCCCAGUGUCCCCUCGCUCCAGGCCACCUUCUGUCUCUAAGUCUAAGUUUGCCCACCUGUAAAGUAGAUUCAGGAUAUAUGGAGAGGGCUGUGACAACAGACUUGGAAGGUUUGCUACUGUAUAUACUGCCAUUGAGAAGGGGAUAAUUUUCAAUAUGUAGAAGCUUCAGAAUUUAGAGGUCCCUCUUUACCCAGGACCUGGGAGGGAAGUAGAUGUUUUGCCAAAAUACUUCUUCAUUCCUUUAAAAAGUACACCUUUCCUAUGCAAAGUGUCUCACAUGUGCUUAUCCAAGGUGCUUCUAGAUGGUGAGCAGUGUUCAGCUUAGAAGUGGCGUGUGCUCUGUCUGUCUGUCUUUGUCUGUCUGUUGUAUACAGUGGGUGCCAUAUAAAGCUGAUCAAUGGUGGUGCUUUCUGCCUGCUUCUGUGAGAUGGGCAAAAGAUUUCCGCUUAGAACAUCAUGACUCACAUUGCCUUGGUCAGCCUUUUUCUGGGCCUGCAGGGCCUUGCACAUAUUUUUUCCCCAGAGGACAAUUUGUUCUCCACCUCGUAGACAUGGAUCAAGCUAGUUCGGGGUCCCAGCCGUGUGGGGGGCACUCUGAUCCCCAGAUGUUACUGAGGCUGGAGGCCUCGGAUCUGAUAGCACAUCAGACAGUAAGGAUGUAAGGGUGGGGUCGGAGAGUUCCUCCUUCAUGACAGUUUCUAAGAAAACUUGUUUCCACCUG